Pungitius pungitius (ninespine stickleback) is the source of this 3384-nucleotide messenger RNA. It is a transcript of the gene fem1b, whose product is annotated as fem-1 homolog b. Gene Ontology annotation, biological process: protein localization to ciliary inversin compartment. The record is from RefSeq and is a predicted model, not a curated record. Gene Ontology annotation, molecular function: protein binding. Bases 492 to 2375 code for a protein of 627 amino acids. Gene Ontology annotation, cellular component: ciliary inversin compartment. The transcript has 2 exons. NCBI's taxonomy places the organism in Eukaryota, Metazoa, Chordata, Actinopteri, Perciformes, Gasterosteidae.
UUCCCGUCGGAGCUGUUUUUACGCUGCACACUAACUUCCGGGCAGAUGACUAGAUGCAGAAGGUGAAAGUGUCUGUUUGAGAUUUAAAUCUUUUACGUUUUUCGAACCUUUCACACGGAAACGGAACCCAGAGACUCGUUCCUACGUCCACGAAGUACUCGGCGUUUGUUUCAGUCGAACCCGGAGCCUCCGAGCGGCGGUUCCCCCACCAGCUCGCGACAUUAGCACGCGAGCUAACCGGCUAGCAGCGCGGCGCCCCGGGACCAGGGAACCCCGGACGUCACCGGAGCCUCGUCCCGUAGAAACAACAAGAACCCCCCCGUCCUCCUCCUCCCAGCGCCGGGGCCAUUACGGAGAAGAUUCCCCUUUCAUGCGUGCACUGGGGCAGGUUUGGACAUUUUAAUGGGAGGCGCCUCGCUCCGGACGAGUGGACACCGCGGGCGCCAGUUGCGAGGGGAGCCGGGAUCCGCUCCGCGCCGUGCCGGGCUCGGAUGGAGUCUCUGGCCGGCUACGUGUACAAGGCGGCCAGCGAGGGCCGCGUCUUGACCCUGGCCGCGCUGCUCCACAACCACCCGGAGGCCGAGGUGCGCUACCUGCUGGGCCACGUCACGCAGGUGGCCGGCCAGAGGUCCACGCCGCUCAUCAUCGCGGCCCGCAACGGCCACGACAAGGUGGUCCGGCUGCUGGUGGACCACUACAAGGUGGACCCCGAGCAGACCGGCACGGUCCGCUUCGACGGCUACGUCAUCGACGGGGCGACGGCGCUGUGGUGCGCGGCGGGCGCCGGUCACUUUGAGGUGGUUCGCCUGCUGCUGAGUCACCGUGCCAACGUCAACCACACCACCAUCACCAACUCCACCCCUCUGCGCGCCGCCUGCUUCGACGGGCGCCUGGACAUCGUGCACUACCUGGUGGAGCACCACGCUGACAUCCGCAUCACCAACAAGUACAACAACACCUGCCUGAUGAUCGCCGCCUACAAGGGCCACGUCGACGUGGUGGCCUUCCUGCUGGAGCAGGGCGCCGACCCCAACGCCAAGGCCCACUGCGGCGCCACCGCCCUGCACUUCGCCGCCGAGGCGGGCCACCUGGAGAUCGUGAAGGAGCUGGUGCGCUGCCGGGCCAGCAUUGUGGUGAACGGGCACGGCAUGACGCCGCUGAAGGUGGCGGCGGAGAGCUGCAAGGCGGACGUGGUGGAGCUGCUGCUGACGCACGCCGACUGCGACCCGCGCAGCCGCAUCGAGGCGCUGGAGCUGCUCGGCGCCUCGUUCGCCAACGACCGCGAGAACUACGACAUCCAGCGGACCUACCACUACCUGCACAUGGCCAUGUGGGAGCGCCACCGCGACCCGGAGCACGUCCUCGCCAAGGAGCUGCCGCCCGCCAUCGAGGCGUACGGCGGCCGCGCCGAGUGCCGGACCCCCCGGGAGCUGGAGGCCAUCCGGGUGGACCGGGACGCCCUGCACAUGGAGGGCCUGAUGAUCCGGGAGCGGGUGCUGGGCUCGGACAACAUCGACGUGUCCCACCCCAUCAUCUACCGCGGCGCCGUCUACGCCGACAACAUGGAGUUCGAGCAGUGCAUCAGGCUGUGGCUGCACGCGCUGCGGCUGCGCCAGAAGGGCAACCGCAACACGCACAAGGACCUGCUGCGCUUCGCCCAGGUCUUCUCCCAGAUGGUGCACCUGAAGGAGGCGGUGCCGGCCCCCGCCGUGGAGCAGGUGCUGAGCUGCAGCGUGCUGGAGAUCCAGCGCAGCAUGGCGCGCGUGGACGCGGCGGCCGAGGCCGAGCAGCCGCAGGCGGUGGACAACUACGAGUCCAACGUCUUCACCUUCCUCUACCUGACCUGCAUCUCCACCAAGACGGCCUGCGGCGAGGAGGCGCGCGCCCGCAUCAACAAGCACAUCUACGACCUGAUCCAGCUGGACCCGCGCUCCCGCGAGGGCUCCUCGCUGCUGCACCUGGCCAUCAGCUCCAACACGCCGGUGGACGACUUCCACACCAACGACGUGUGCAGCUUCCCCAGCGCGCAGGUCACCAAGCUGCUGCUGGACUGCGGCGCCUCGGUCAACGCCACGGACCACGAGGGCAACACGCCGCUGCACGUCAUCGUGCAGUACAACCGGCCCAUCAGCGACUUCCUCACGCUGCACGCCAUCAUCAUCAGCCUGGUGGAGGCCGGCGCCCACACCGACCGCACCAACAAGCAGAAGAAGACGCCGCUGGACAAGAGCACCACGGGCGUGUCGGAGAUCCUCCUGAAGACGCAGAUGAAGAUGAGCCUCAAGUGCCUGGCGGCGCGCGCCGUCCGCCGGCACCACAUCUGCUACCGCGACCAGAUCCCCAAGACGCUGGAGGAGUUCGUGGAGUUCCACUGAGGACGCACGCCGCCGCCGCCACGCUUUUUAAAAUUGUUUUCUAACAAAUGGACGGUUUUUGAGCCUUUUUAUAAAAACGCUGGGUUGCUUUUUUCAGUUUGAAGUAUUUCUUCAGAGACGGCAGAGAGCUGCUUCCUGUUUUGCCUUAUCUCCGUGACGAUGGGGGCCGCCAUCUUACUGUGAUCCUGUCCGUCACCACUCACGAGCUUUCACUGGACUUGUCUCCUGCUUCUUCUCCUGAGGGCAGCAGAGAGUAACUAUGACUUGUUCCUCCUCCUCUGGGCCUCGGGCACCAGGUCAAAAACACAAAGCAAAUGUUCUGUCUGAUGCUCUAUUGCGGGUGCAUGAGCUUUUAUUUUGAAAAACCUGUAAAGGAGCACGAAGCUAUGAUUAUUGUUUUUUUUUCUUUUAAUUUGUGAUGUCGUGGUUGUUUACAUCUGGAGAGAAAAUAAACAGAUUUUAAAGUUCUGAAGUGAUGGAAAUGGAACUUUCUUUUUAAUUCUGUAUAUUUUUUUUUUUUUUUUUUUUUUUUUUAACAAUGACUUAUUUUAAAUGAUGGAUAUUAUUGGACUAGUUUUAUUUAUUCACUGUUUUGCGGGAGUAGUUCUGGUUCUGCUCCAUCCAACAAAUGUUAUUGUUUUGUUUUUUGUGCCUGAAUUGCGUCUGAAAAAUGAUUUUUAAACCCAGCGAGAAAAACGAGUUGAAUGACGAUGUUUUUCAGCCCAAACAGGAGAAGCUUCUUCUCUCUGUAGAACCAGAGCGGCGCCCGCUGCGUCACUUCCUGUCUGCUUCCUGGUGGCUGUGCGUCCUCUCUGGACCGUAAUGUGCCAAUCACAAGCUUAUGCUUUAUUCUUAUGAUUUCUGUCCUGGUGGAGCUGGAAAUGUUUUAAUGUUUUCUUUUUGUUUUGUUUUCUGGCUGAAAUGAAGCCAAAGAUUCUCUCCUGAAGACGUCCUCUGAGAUGUACUUCCUGCAGAGUGAAUGCCGACAAAUUAAAAGUCUGUCUGCGUC